Molecule: messenger RNA, 2498 nt
Organism: Choloepus didactylus (southern two-toed sloth)
Lineage: Eukaryota; Metazoa; Chordata; Mammalia; Pilosa; Megalonychidae
Product: mediator of RNA polymerase II transcription subunit 12-like protein
Exons: 15
Coding region: 228-2393 (721 amino acids)
Biological process (GO): regulation of transcription by RNA polymerase II
Cellular component (GO): mediator complex
Molecular function (GO): transcription coactivator activity
Source: RefSeq, a predicted model, not a curated record
UCGAGCGCAGCCAGGUGCCUGCCGAAGGCUGCCUCCAUCAGUGCGUGUCUGCGUGUCGGGCAGCGGCAGCAUCCAACCUGCUUUAUUCCUGCCUGCAGCGCCACAGCGAGCGAACGAGCAAGGAGGGGGAGAGAGGGAGUCUGUCUGCAAAGUGCUGCUCCCUGGUGCUCAGAGGCGGCUGCUCCAGCUCCAACUCUCAUUCAUUUCGCCGGUUAACAUGAGAGAUCAUGGCCGCCUUCGGGCUUCUCAGCUAUGAGCAAAGACCGCUGAAGCGCCCCCGGCUUGGGCCGCCCGACGUCUAUCCCCAGGACCCCAAGCAGAAGGAGGAUGAACUUACUGCUGUGAAUGUAAAGCAAGGCUUUAACAAUCAGCCGGCCUUCACUGGAGAUGAACAUGGUUCAGCCAGAAAUAUUGUAAUUAAUCCAUCAAAGAUUGGAGCUUAUUUUAGCAGCAUUUUAGCUGAGAAACUAAAGCUUAACACUUUCCAGGACACUGGAAAGAAGAAACCACAAGUUAAUGCUAAAGAUAAUUAUUGGCUGGUUACUGCUCGAUCCCAGAGUGCAAUUCAUAGUUGGUUCUCUGAUUUAGCAGGAAAUAAACCACUUGCUAUUUUGGCAAAAAAGGUUCCCAUUCUUAGUAAAAAAGAGGAUGUUUUUGCAUAUUUAGCUAAAUAUUCAGUGCCAAUGGUUCGAGCAACGUGGCUGAUAAAGAUGACCUGUGCCUAUUAUUCUGCUAUUUCUGAAGCCAAAAUCAAGAAACGUCAGGCUACUGAUCCUAAUUUGGAGUGGACACAAAUCUCAACCAGGUAUCUUCGAGAGCAACUGGCAAAGAUUUCUGACUUCUACCACAUGGCCUCGAGUGCAGGUGAUGGGCCUGUGCCUGUGCCUCCGGAGGUGGAACGAGCGAUGAGGCAAUGGGAGUACAAUGAAAAGCUGGCAUUUCACAUGUUCCAGGAAGGAAUGCUAGAAAAACAUGAAUAUUUGACAUGGAUCCUGGAUGUUUUAGAAAAAAUCAGACCAAUGGAUGACGAUCUUCUUAAGCUCUUGUUACCCCUAAUGCUGCAGUAUUCGGAUGAGUUUGUUCAGUCGGCCUAUCUGUCUCGUCGUCUCGCCUACUUCUGUGCCCGGCGUCUUUCCUUGCUGUUGAGUGAUAGCCCCAGUCUCCUUGCUGCCCACUCGCCCCACAUGAUGAUAGGACCAAACAACUCGAGCAUUGGGGCCCCCAGCCCUGGCACCCCCGGCCCCGGCAUGAGCCCCGUGCAGCUGGCCUUUUCAGAUUUUCUUUCGUGUGCACAGCAUGGUCCCUUGGUUUAUGGACUUAGUUGUAUGUUACAGACUGUCACUCUCUGUUGCCCAAGUGCCUUGGUGUGGAAUUAUUCCACAAACGAAAAUAAGAGCACGAACCCAGGUUCGCCCCUGGAUCUGCUGCAGGUGGCUCCUUCCAGCCUCCCCAUGCCGGGUGGGAAUACAGCUUUUAAUCAGCAGGUUCGGGCAAGGAUUUAUGAGGUAGAACAGCAGAUAAAACAGAGAGGCCGUGCAGUGGAAGUUCGGUGGUCUUUUGACAAGUGCCAAGAGUCGACAGCAGGGGUGACCAUUAGUCGGGUUUUGCACACGUUGGAAGUCUUGGAUCGUCACUGUUUUGACCGAACUGAUUCAAGCAAUUCGAUGGAGACGCUUUAUCAUAAGAUUUUCUGGGCAAACCAAAAUAAAGACAACCAAGAGGUUGCUCCCAAUGAUGAAGCUGUGGUGACAUUGUUGUGUGAAUGGGCCGUGAGCUGUAAGCGGUCAGGCAAGCACAGGGCAAUGGCUGUGGCAAAACUCUUGGAGAAGAGGCAAGCGGAAAUCGAGGCAGAGAGAUGUGGCGAAUCAGAGGUUUUAGAUGAGAAGGAGUCCAUUUCUUCAGCAUCUCUUGCUGGAUCUAGUUUGCCUGUUUUCCAGAAUGUUCUACUAAGGUUUUUGGAUACACAGGCCCCUUCAUUGUCGGAUCCAAACAGUGAAUGUGAAAAGGUUGAAUUUGUGAACCUGGUCCUGCUGUUCUGUGAGUUCAUCCGCCACGACGUCUUCUCCCACGAUGCGUACAUGUGCACCCUCAUCUCCCGAGGGGACUUGUCAGUCACUGCCUCCACUCGGCCACGGUCCCCUGCAGGAGAAAAUGUGGACGAACACUAUCCCAAGGACCACGAUGUGAAGAUGGAGAUUUUUUCUCCCAUGCCUGGAGAGUCCUGUGAGAAUGCUCACCCUUCCUUGGGCAGAAGAAUAUCAGUUAACGGUGAGAAGUUGGUGAAGAGGGAAAAACCGAGGGAGUUAAUUUUUCCAUCUAAUUAUGACCUCCUCCGUCACCUGCAGUAUGCAACCCACUUUCCUCUACCUCUGACUCAGAGAAUAUAUUUGUGAAACUGUAGACCAGAGUUGUUUUGGAUUAAAGCCACAGAAGAUAAUUCUUUUCGAUGCAGAGCUAAAAAUGUGUUUGGAAUGAAACUUGUUUUCAUAGCUUCUAGG